This is a messenger RNA of Aspergillus ochraceoroseus IBT 24754, 3159 nucleotides long. Its product is annotated as F-box/WD repeat-containing protein. Gene Ontology annotation, molecular function: protein binding. The transcript is spliced from 3 exons. The coding region runs from base 1 to 3159 and encodes 1052 amino acids. NCBI's taxonomy places the organism in Eukaryota, Fungi, Ascomycota, Eurotiomycetes, Eurotiales, Aspergillaceae. The record is from RefSeq and is a predicted model, not a curated record.
AUGGACGAUCAUGAAAACAAUAAUAACGAGUUCAUUCACGGGACCACUUCUGCCUCUCUUGGCCAAUUUUCCUUCGCUCCUGCUACUCGGACCACUGUGGUAACUACGACCACAACCACUACGACCACUUUCCCCCCGUUGUUUAUCAAACCGCCCCAAGCAAUCCGAGAACUUGACCCAAAACUAUACCCGCUAGCUGCAUCUCCAACACCAUCUGCAUUGAGAAAUAUCAAGUUUGAUCUGGGAGGGAAAUCGGCUGUGUUUAAUGAGCCUGAAGAUACUGCAGGAGCUCUUGAUGAGUUAACCGAGAAAAACGAUGCACUAAAGUCGUCUAAAGGCUUGGUUCGAUCGGUAGCUUCAUUUACCUCCGACGACAGUCAUUUCCCCCGGCGCUUCGUAGGCUCGCGAGUAUCAAGCCAACCCUCUAUCCUACCAACGAGUUCUAAACGCCGACCGAUGUCCAUCCCCGAUACUCACCAAGGAAACUUGAAGGUCCAGUCCUCUCGAGUCCUGUCGGAACCUUCAAUCCGGUCCUUUCGGUCCAAUGGCUCUACCCCUUCUUACCCCAGAGUGGCUGGUUUAGCAACCCCCGAGACCGAAAGUAGUAGCUUUAGCUCCGGAGAAAGUAUAGCAUCCAGGAGGAGAAUUCAAAGUGCGAAUUUCCCGCGAAGGGAGCCUCUUCUGCGAUCCCCCUUGUCUUCAGAACUUGACUCUCAAGGGAGCUUGCCUGCCAUGCAUCCAAGGAAAGAACCAUCUCGCAUCAAAGCUAUUGUCUCUGAGAGAAGCAGGCAGGCCGCAGAGAUUGUUGCCCCCAAGCCGAUGACUCAUGAAGCGCAACCUGAACCAAAGCAACAUGACUUGACCUUCAGCGCAAGCCAGGACACUGAAUAUGCUGCAGAUGAUGUUUCCCAACCUCAGACUACAGACUCAGCCUCGCAACUUACUCUGGUUGAUAAUGUCGUUGCUCAGGAUAUGUGUUUGCCCAGCCCUAGUUUGUCCCCCGUUGCCGCUAUGAAUGCUUUGCACGCCGAUUCUUCUUUCGAAUCAGCUGAAGACCCGGAAAAUGAAACAGACUCGAGUUUCGAGCAGAAUGAUGCCCAAUUCACAGACUCCUUGCCCAGAGGGGCUUUGAAGUCCCGCGUGCCUGUCAUUAUAGCUCCCGAAUCCGACGGCUUCCCUGUGCCUUCGAGAAUCCCAAAGGCGUCGACCUUGAUGGAUAUACCAAAUGUUUUGGACUUCUUCGACUCGGUGCCUGAGGAAUUGAAGACAUAUUUAAUUUACCAUCUCCUCAGACGCUGUCCGAAGCCGACACUACAUUUUGUUGCAGACGUGGUUAAUCCAGCCCUCAAAUGCGAUUUCCUAACGCUUCUACCACUUGAACUGAGCCUCAAUAUUGUCAAAUAUUUUGACGCUCAGACCAUGUGUCGGGCGGCACAAGUGUCGAAGAAAUGGAGACAUAUCAUCAAUUCCGACGAAAAAUCUUGGAAAGAGCUCUUUGAUAGAGAUGGAUAUGUCCUCCCAGAAGGGGAGUUGGCGCGCGCAAUCAGAGAAGGCUGGGGAUGGCAAUUUCCAAACGGAAAUGCUGACUACGAGAAGGAUAUAAGCAUGUCUGCUUUAAUUAAACCCGAUCCAGAAUCCUCUUCUGCUCCCGCUUUGUCACCCCUAGCCGGACCUAGCGAGCGGUCUUCUUCUGUAAAUCGCCGCCCAAAGAGGAAAGCUUGCACUCGAGUCUCUAGUAGAAAGUUCUCCAAGCGGAAGAUUUCAUCUAGCGGAACCGAUCAGUCAGACUCUUCAGACUGGAAGAAAGAAGCCUCGGCGGCAGAAGGGCCGUAUGCAGCUGCCAGCGCUGCAGCCGCAGCCGUUCCCUACCCGGACAUCGGCUUAUCAUCCUUGCGAGGCCUCCAUCUCUAUAAAUCCCUAUACCAACGACACCACUCAAUUCACAAAGGCUGGAUGAAACCUGGAGUCAAGCCAAGACAUAUUGCGUUCCGUGCUCAUGAUCGUCAUGUAGUCACUUGCCUUCAGUUUGAUACUGACAAAAUUUUGACUGGCAGCGACGACACGAACAUUAAUGUAUAUGAUACCAAAACCGGAGUUUUGAGGGCAACACUCGAAGGUCAUGAAGGCGGGGUUUGGGCUCUCGAAUACUACGGCAAUACUCUGGUAUCUGGGUCUACAGAUAGGUCCGUUCGCGUCUGGGAUAUUGAAAGAGCCAGAUGUACCCAGGUUUUCCAUGGUCAUACCUCCACAGUACGUUGCUUGCAAAUCGUUCUCCCCGCCGAAGUAGGGAAAAGGCCGGAUGGUACCCCUGAAAUGAUGCCCAAAGAGCCAUUAAUUAUCACCGGAUCGAGGGAUUCCAACCUGCGUGUAUGGAAACUCCCCAAACCGGGCGAUCCCGGCUACUAUCAGAGCUCACCGCAUGUCGACGAUGCGGAUUGCCCUUACUUUGUCCGUGUCCUCACCGGCCAUCAACACUCCGUUCGUGCGAUUGCGGCUCAUGGCGACACCCUAGUAAGUGGGAGCUAUGAUUGUACUGUCCGGGUUUGGAAGAUCUCUACAGGAGAAACUUUGCACCGACUUUCAGGCCAUUCUCUGAAGGUUUACAGCGUGGUUCUGGACCACAAAAGAAACCGCUGUAUCAGUGGAUCCAUGGAUAAUAUGGUCAAGGUGUGGUCCCUAGAGACAGGGUCUAUUUUAUACAACCUAGAAGGUCAUACAUCCCUUGUGGGUUUGCUGGACCUGAAGUGUGAUCGUCUGGUCUCUGCAGCCGCGGACUCUACCCUGAGGAUAUGGGAUCCGGAAAGCGGCCAAUGUAAGAGUACGCUAAGCGCCCACACAGGUGCCAUCACUUGUUUCCAGCACGACGGCCAGAAAGUGAUUUCAGGUUCCGAUCGAACCCUCAAAAUGUGGGAUGUGCGAACAGGGGAAUGCGUCCGGGAUCUUUUAACAAACCUUGGUGGCGUGUGGCAAGUUAAAUUUAAUGACCGCAGAUGUGUAGCUGCAGUGCAGCGUGAUGGCCUAACUUAUAUUGAGGUCCUUGACUUUGGGGCUUCCCGCGAUGGGGUUCCAAAUGAUCAACUUGGUAGGCGCAUCGUCGUCAACCGAUGGGGCCAGGAGGUCAGCGACACUGAUGAAGACUACGACCUCUCUGAUGGGUGA